GUGUCCCAGCCACCAAGUUCCAUAAUAUUUCUUUUGGCUAAGUGUAGCUAAAUGAUAUUUCACACCUGAAUCAAUGGAAUCAGAAUUGCAGCAAUCCUUGACAGAGCUGCUUUUAACGGCUUUGUGCAAAUUACAGUGGAGAUGCUCUACGUGUGUUUCUACAUCUAUCAAACAUGAGUAAGCUGAAAAACUUGUUCCUAUAUUUAAAUACUCCAACAACAAAAUAAGGCCAACGCAUUUGUUUUUGUGAAGCCCGUGCUAGCAGCUUUUUCCUUUAUAAAUCCCCUUGUUAAUAUCAUAUAUUCCAAGCUACCCAAAGAAGGUCUGUAGCACAGGAAGGAGUACGUUGUGGCUGCAGAUCAUAUGCAAGAGCUGAUUUAACCUCCACGCUAGUUGGCUCACUCUUCAUGUAAAUAGCAACACAUCACAAACUAGGACUUCACUAAUUAACUGCUCUCUCUGAACAGCUGAUCCUAUCAUCCGCAAUCCAAGAGUGCCAUGUCGUGUACCAGUCCCUGUAUCAAUCCCACAAUUAUCGAGCAGCUAAACAGGAAAUCAAACACAUUCUCUUCUGACCCUUUUCCGAUGUGAUGCAUGCUGGCACCUUGCACAACGUUUCCAAGGAUUUUUAAGUGUGGCACCUGAGAGAACUGUUUUAAUUUGGGCUGCUCCAUCAGUCGUUGCCAUCUGCAUCAAAGACGGGUGUAGAAACACCCCACCUUUGGUUAAGUGAAAUGGAAUUUUUUUAUAUAUUGUUAGUGAUACUGCUGCUGGUUUUUACUGCUUCAUUCACAUUAGCAAUUGUAAGAACUAUUCAGGUGGACUUUCCCAAUGUCCACAUCCCUCCUGGAGUGGAUCAGCCUGGAAAGCUUCGUAUUAUCCAUGCACAUAUGGUUUUUACAUCUGCUCUGGGCAAGAUCUUGGAGAAGAUUGGAGUGUGCACAGAGAUCACCUUCACCCGCUACGUGCGCUCAGGGAAGAAGCGGGGACCGGAGCCACAGCUGUUCCUGCAGGACCUGCACUUUGGUGGAGUGCCGGUGCGGCUCUACCUGCCCCGUGUGCCAUCUGCUGCCCCGAGGCCUGCCAUCAUCUUCUUCCACGGCGGUGGUUGGAUUUACUGCAGCAUCGAUUCUCAUGACAACAUCUGCCGUUACAUCGCCAGAGAGAGCGGCUCCGUGGUUGUGUCUGUUGGGUAUCGUUUAGCUCCUGAGCACAAAUACCCUGCUGCAUAUGAAGAUUGCCUUAAUGCUUCCAUACACUUUAUGAGGAAUGCAGAGCACUAUGGGGUGGAUCCUGCCCAGAUCAGUGUCUGUGGGGACAGUGCUGGGGGCAAUCUAGCUGCUGCUGUUAGCCAGACCCUGGCAGGUAGAGCAGACCUCCCCAGGCUGCGUGCUCAGAUCCUGAUCUACCCAGGCCUUCAGGCAGUGGACAUGGAUUUACCAUCCUACCAGCAAAAUCGGGGAGUCCCACUCUUACUCCGAGAACGUGCUGCUUUCUUUGCUUUGCAGUACCUAUAUGGGGAUGCAUCACACAAGCAAGAUGUCCUGAAGGGCUCUCAUGUUCCUCCAGAAAUGAGGCAGAAGUACAAAAAGUGGGUGAGCCCAGACAACAUCCCUGAGAGGUUUAAGGCAAGAGGAUACAACCCACAAAAAACUUAUGACAUCACAGCCGAAAUUUUUAAGAAAUUUGAAAGAAUUUGUGAGCCCAACCUGUGCCCCCUGCUAGCUGAAGAUGCUGUUAUUCAGCAGCUGCCCGAGUCCUUCAUCUUAACGUGUGAGUAUGAUGUGCUAAGAGAUGAUGGCUUGCUGUACAAGAAGAGGUUGGAGGACAACGGAGUCCGAGUGACCUGGUGCCACCUUGAGGAUGGGUUCCAUGCAAUAUUGAGCCUGUAUGAUUAUGGUGGGUUGUCGUUUCCAUCCGGGAAAAGGGGAUUGGACAGAAUUGUUCAAUUCAUAAAAGGCCUUUAGAAGAAGCUUUCCUCGGUUAUCUUUCUGCAUCUCAGAAAUUAGUGGAUGCUCCCAGAGCUUGGAUGGUAAUUGUCAGCAACAAAGUGAUACCCCUCUAUGUGUACAAUAUCAAUUUUGAACUUGUAGAACUUCAAAUGCAAUGAUCUGAACAGUGCUCACUGUCAUUGCGAGACUAUUGACAGGUCAGCCUUUCCAGUGUUGCUUUUCAGCCCCCUUUCCAUCAAAUCAGCACCUGAUUGAUUCCUUAGAUUUAAUUAAAAGAUGAUUUGCUUCCAUGUCAGCAUUGUCAAUGGAAUAAUUUGGAUUUAAUAACUCCUGUGAAUUACAGUCAGGAUCUUUGUGAUAUCUGGCAAGCUUGCCUUUAUUUCAUUUAGAUAAUAAGUGCAUGUCAUGUAUAUAGUGAGUGGAGGGAGGAGUUAGAAGAAAGCUACAGAACAAAAAUGGAGGAGAUGAGGGUUUUAGCAAAGAGAUUUGACCUACAAGGGCAUGGCAGAACCACAUCUGCAAGAGGAGCAGCAGCAGAAGGCCUGUGUCAAUUUGGGACACCUCCCUGAGGCAAGUAAGGGCUGCCCUGACUAUGAAAUAACAACGUCUCCAUCAACUCCUAUUUAAUUUUGGGUGUCUCCAGUAUGCCCCCUGGAGUUUGGGGCAAAAUAUUGGUUGAGAGGGAGCAGCACUUUGUAAGAUAUGAGUCAGUAAUGACAGAAUGGGGCUCCCAGUUGGCCUCACUCAUCUUUAUUGCACUCUGCUGCACUCCUUCCAAGGGAGAUCCCUGCCUUUUUUGAACCGGGGAGCCCAGAACUGGAUGCAGUAUUUCACAUAUGGUCUUCCCAUGGCAGUGCAGAGGGGGAGGAUCAUCUCCUUCACUCUGCUGGCCACGAUCUGCGCAAUGCACCCCAGGCUUGAAUCUUAA
This is a messenger RNA of Phasianus colchicus (ring-necked pheasant), 2880 nucleotides long. RefSeq names its product arylacetamide deacetylase-like 4. The record is from RefSeq and is a predicted model, not a curated record. NCBI's taxonomy places the organism in Eukaryota, Metazoa, Chordata, Aves, Galliformes, Phasianidae. Gene Ontology annotation, cellular component: membrane. Gene Ontology annotation, molecular function: carboxylic ester hydrolase activity.